UAUGCCCUCAGCCUCCUGGCUCUGUAGGUGCCCUGUGUGUCCUCCUCAGCGCUGGGGCGGCUGCUGCCGUGGGCCGGGAGGCUGCCCAGGAGAAGGGUGAGCGAUGAGCAGCCCGUAGUAAGGGCCAUUUUUCCCGUGUGGCAUUUCCACAGCUGGCGGUGGGGUCAGUAAAAGCUGGAGGCCCGGGAUGGAAAUACCCGAAUGAAAGGCUGCGGGGCGCUGUCGCAGACCCUUUGGUUCGGCCCCGGGGGCGGGGCGGCUCGGCUCGGUACGGCACGGCCCGCCCCGCUCCCAGACCCGCUCCCUGCGCCGCCGCCUCAUGGAGCCGCACGGGCCCGCCUGCCCCGGCAGCGUCCUCUUCGGCUGUGAGCUGACUGCCAGUACCAAAUCCUACACAUUUCAGGUAGAUGAAGAAGAUGACUCUGACCACAUUUUAGCACUGUCUAUGGUGUGCCUCACUGAUGGUGCCAAGGACGAGUGCAACGUGGUGGAAGUGAUUGGGCGAAACCAUGAGAACCAAGAGAUUGCUGUACCUGUGGCAAAUCUGAAGUUGUCAUGCCAGCCCUUGCUGAGUCUGGACAACUUCAAGCUGCAGCCUCCAGUGACCUUUCGCCUGGCAGCGGGCUCUGGGCCAGUGCACCUCGCUGGCUGGCACAAGAUCAUGCACAGGGAAGAUGCUUCCUUUGAGGAGGAUGAUGACUUAUCUGAAGAGGAUGAGGAGGAGCUUCCUCCUAUUAUGCCAGCCAAGAAGUAGGAAGAGAAAGCAGUAACUUGUCUCCAGGCAAGGUAUUCACUGGGACUUCUCUCCCUGGAUGGUUUUUACCUUGGACACCUGUUGUCAGGACCUCAACAUUUGCUGCUUUUUUUUUUUUUUAAUGUUGUUUUAACUUUUAGGGGGAGCAGGGACUGCUCCCAGCACUAGGGUGCCUCUUUUCACACAGCCCUGGGAGGGUGAUCCCAAAACUGGAUGGAUGCUGCUGGUAUAUCGUCUCUCCCCAGUCCCUAUUAUGAGGAGGAUAGAGGAGGUGAUCCUUACCCUGUGCCUUUUUUGCUGUCCUGGACCUCUGCUCUAUGCACUCCCUUUCCCUGGCUGUGAAAUACUCAGUCCUGACCCUUCUCCAGCAGAUGGAUGUAAAGACAGUGGGACAGGCACUUUCACUGAUUCUAACUUGUUUGCUUUUGCUUACUCACAGUUUGGUGCUUUGUAUGUACUUGGAAGUGUGAAAGUGGGGCCCAGGCUCUGUUCUUGACUGCAGUAAUGGUGGGGUGGGAGUUCACAGCCUGUCUGAUUUGGGGGAGGUUCUGGGUCAACCUGCAUUGUAAAGAACUGUUCUUACACUCAAUAAAGAUCUCUCAGGCUCAGAUCUGAAGAAAAGUCA
Molecule: messenger RNA, 1379 nt
Organism: Catharus ustulatus (Swainson's thrush)
Lineage: Eukaryota; Metazoa; Chordata; Aves; Passeriformes; Turdidae
Gene: NPM3
Product: nucleophosmin/nucleoplasmin 3
Exons: 6
Coding region: 320-754 (144 amino acids)
Biological process (GO): chromatin remodeling
Cellular component (GO): nucleoplasm; cytoplasm; nucleolus
Molecular function (GO): histone binding; RNA binding; chromatin binding
Source: RefSeq, a predicted model, not a curated record